CAGCGAGCUAAUCCGGUAUGAAAGAAGACAACACUGACGUUUCUGCGUGAUAACCUCACAAACACAGAGCAGCUCACAGCAGUGAAUUUUGUAGGACCCCGAGCUUUUACACGAAACCUCGCAAAACCACGCGAUAUCAUACGAUAUCUCAGAACUAGCCGGUAGUACGUGGAAAAAAGCCGAAUGAGAAGAGUUGAUUCUGAGUAUCCAGGGUCGCUUUAAACCGCGCACACUCUUUACUGGACUCACAACAGAAACAGCAUGCGGCUAAGGUGGAUCCUAGCUCCACUCGUUUGCGCAGGAUGGAGUUUAAUGAUCAUGACGGCGGAAGCGAUAGAGCCGAUCUCCACCACCCUGGCUGUGGGCAUUGCAGCCGCUGUGACCGGGUUUCUAGCCCGCUAUCCGAACGUGCUGUACUACUUCCAGGAGUGCUGCAGACCCGAGUGGAUCUCCUACAAUAAAACAGGUCUUGAAGUGGAUCUGCAGAGCAAGCUGAUUGGCCAACAUGUAGCAUCUCGUGUCAUCCUCAAAGCUGUAACCGGCUUCAUGACCAACACGGACCCGAAGAAGCCCCUUGUCCUCUCGCUGCAUGGCUGGACCGGCACAGGCAAAAACUUUGUCAGUCAGCUAAUUGCCAAAAACAUUUACCAACGUGGAAUGACGAGCGGAUUUGUGCACUUGUUCACUGCCACGGCACACUUCCCACAUGAAGUGGAGCUGGAAUUGUACAAGUCCCAGCUGCAGCAGUGGAUAAAGGGCAACGUGUCUGCCUGCCCUCGCUCCAUGUUCAUAUUCGAUGAGAUGGAUAAGAUGCACCCGGGCCUGAUCGACAGCAUCAAACCCUACUUAGAUUUUUACGAAACUCUAAAUGGAGUCUCCUACCGCAAGGCCAUCUUUAUCUUUCUAAGUAACGCCGGAGGUGAAAAAAUCGUGCAGGUGGCGCUGGAUUUUUGGAAAGCAGGAAGGGAUCGAGAAGAGAUUGAGCUGAAAGAUUUGGAGACAGUCCUGUCUCUGUCUGUUUUCAACAACAAGAAUAGUGGUUUCUGGCACACUAGCUUAAUAGACAAGAACAUGGUGGACUUCUUUGUGCCCUUUCUCCCCCUGGAGUACAAACAUGUCGUGCAGUGCGGCCGAGCUGAGAUGAUCAGCAAGGGCCUGACACCCAACGAGGAGGCUGUGGAGCAAAUGGCGCACGACAUGAACUAUUUCCCUCGAGACGAGCGUGUCUUUUCUAUGCAGGGCUGCAAGGUUAUCUCCAGCAGACUGGACUUCUACAUCUAGAAAGAAGGAAAAUAACUACAGAUGCUCAAUGCUGUGUGUACUUUCCCUGAAGAACUGUGGCGGUUUGGGAGGGAACUGUAUCUGCAGUAUGCAGAGAGGAUACUCACUUCAUAAAAUCCACCCGAACACUGCCCUGAUGUCACUCAUCACGUGUAGAAGGAGGGAGCAGUAUUUUUAAUUGAUUGCAGUGGUUAAUGAUACUUCUGUUUUUAACGUGAAUCAAUGAAAAAUGAUGCAGGCUUGACUCCUUGUUUUUUUAAGGAGGAUUCAGGUCUCGUUAUUGAUUUGGUGGUGGCAUGAAUGUGUUGAUCUUAAAUGGUCAUUUUUUAUGACCUUAUAUUGUGCAUUGUCAUGCACUAUUAAUGAACAAAAUACUUUUUGGUUGGCAUAAUUUUUAUAUGUGUAAGUAGAAAGUACAACAGCCUAGAAUGUCAAAAAUCCUUCACGGCCUGCCAAUUAUACCCUUUUGUCAAAAUUGUUUAAAAAAUGUUUCAUAUUUUUGGCAUUGGUGUCCAGCUCACUGGAUCAUUAUAUUACGGAAAAAAUAGAAAGUUUUAAAAUUAAAAAAAAAAAAAAAAAUCUAUUUCCCAUUAAAUGAGAAACGUCAGCAACCACUGAGAAGCAAUCCUGCCAACAAAACCUUGUUUUCCAGACAUCACUAUAGGAACUGUUUUUGCAUUGAUGCUUUAACACCUCAUCACAUUUCAGACAUUAUAAUCAUGGUUCAUUUUCCACAUAACAAAUGUGUCUCUUCAGGAUAGGGAAUGGACUGAAAUUGUGUUUUUUUUUUUUUUUUUUGGUCUCAGUGAUGGUUUGAUGAUCCACACUUUAGACACAAUGUGUUGUUCAUUUGCAGUUGCCUGGUGUCAAACUGAUCAUUCCACACUGAUUACUUCCACUAAACCUGAUAAACUUGAUCUUAUUCUUUA
Molecule: messenger RNA, 2210 nt
Organism: Pangasianodon hypophthalmus (striped catfish)
Lineage: Eukaryota; Metazoa; Chordata; Actinopteri; Siluriformes; Pangasiidae
Gene: tor1
Product: torsin family 1
Exons: 5
Coding region: 262-1281 (339 amino acids)
Biological process (GO): nuclear membrane organization; protein localization to nucleus
Cellular component (GO): endoplasmic reticulum lumen; endoplasmic reticulum; nuclear envelope
Molecular function (GO): kinesin binding; ATP hydrolysis activity; ATP binding
Source: RefSeq, a predicted model, not a curated record